AUGAUCCCCCCCCGGGCUUUCAGGCUUUUGCGGACCUCCUGGACCCGCCAACCCGGAUCUCGAUGGAUCCACGUGGACCACCCGCCCAUCGAGCCCACGCUGGUCACCAGCUACGCCCACGGCACCGCCUCCGUGUCCAUGCUGCACCACACGGUGGGGGGGGUGCUGCAGAGCACCGUGGAGCGAUGGCCCGACCGGGAGGCCUACGUCUUCGUGGAGGACCGAGUCCGAAAGACCUUCGCACAGUUCCAGCAAGAUGUGGACCAGGCCGCUGCCGGCCUGCUGGCCCUGGGACUGAGGAGGGGGGACCGCCUCGGCAUCUGGGGGCCCAACACCUACGAGUGGAUCCUGUUCCAGUUCGCCACGGCCAAAGCCGGGAUCAUCAUGGUGUCCGUGAACCCGGCCUACCAGACGCAGGAGGUGGAGGUCGCCCUGCGCAAGGUCGGCUGUAAAGCGGUUUUGUGCCCGGCGCAGUUUAAGACCCAGAACUACUGCAACAUGCUGAGGCAGAUCUGUCCAGAGCUGGACUCCUGCAGCCCGGGGGAUUUAAAGAGCGCCAGGUAA
Messenger RNA from Menidia menidia (Atlantic silverside), 564 nucleotides. The record is from the annotation of a GenBank genome assembly. Lineage: Eukaryota; Metazoa; Chordata; Actinopteri; Atheriniformes; Atherinopsidae.